Cuscuta epithymum is the source of this 1372-nucleotide messenger RNA. NCBI's taxonomy places the organism in Eukaryota, Viridiplantae, Streptophyta, Magnoliopsida, Solanales, Convolvulaceae. The record is from the annotation of a GenBank genome assembly.
GUUUCAAUUUAUAUUUGAACGAAAAAAAUAGUACGAAGUAGUUCAAUCGUUUAAUUAAAGUACUUAACAUUUUAUUUAAGGAGUUCAAUCAUUUAAUUAAAGUACUUGAAAAGUUGCUAUAAUUUAAUUCGGGUUCGAAUUUUAAUUUGUAUUUUAUAGUCACACUUUAAUUCUCUACUUAAUUAAAGUACUUCACAUUUUAUUAAAGUAGUUUGCACUACAUUAGUUUGAAGUAUUAAUUAAAAUAGUUUUCAUUAGUUGCAUUACUUUUGUAUUCAUUAUUAUAUUUGUUGCAAAUUAAUAUUUGUUACAUUUUUAAGAUGGAAGGUGGUAGAUAUUCGGUUGAUUUGGGUAACCUCGAGCGCAAUCGAAGGAACGAGAUUGGGAGGAAGAAAUCCCGCAAAGGUAAAGAACUUGUCGGCUCUUCAUCUCAAAGUCGAGAUGAUUUUGAAACGGGUUACCAAAGGAGAGAUGGAGAUGCGAUGUCCGAAGAACAACUACAACAAGAAUUGGCCCGACAUAAUAACCGCUUUCUACAACAACAAAAAAUCCUGACGACCAUUGACGAAGAGAAGCUUGAGGAUGAAGAUGCGGAGGAAAUGGAACUGGAGACGGCCGAGGAGGAGGGUGCCGGCAGCCACGACGCCGACGAGCCUGCCUCAUCCCAAACCACCACCGGUAAUAAAAAAAGUAAAUCUGAACUAAUGAAAAAUAAUUUUGAUAAGUGGAAGGACCCACAAACCGGGUAUUGGCACGCAACUUGCAAGUGGUGCAACAACAAUUAUAGCUUGGGGACCUCCGGCGGAUACGGAUCCGCUGCAAGGCAUCUUAAGGCAAAGCACCCCGUGGAGUAUGCAAAAUUAGGCGGCGGAAUGGGGAAGCAAACUCAAAUAUCGAGAAGUUGAUAUUGAAGAAAAUGAUGACUUUGACGUUCUAAACUGGUGGAAGUCAAAAGAAAGAACGUUCCCAAUUUUAGCACGGAUGGAUAAGCAAGUACUAUCAAUACCGGUUUCAAUAGUUGUUGUGGAACAAGAAUUUAGUUCGGCCGGCAAUGUCCUAACGGCAUCUAGAUCGAGAUUGAGCGCAGAGUCUCUUGAGACGCUUAUAUGCCACCACGAUUGGUUGAAGACCGCACGUAGAACUCAAGAAAUGAGCAUCACCCCCUCACAAGAAUUUAUGGAUGACUCAACAAUCGAUGGUGGCUCUACUUAUACCGGAGAUUCCGAUUGAUUAGUAUUUUAGAAAUUAUUAUAAAAUGUAUUUUGUAGCACUUCUAAAAUCAAUUUGUACUUGUACUUCAAAUUCCAAAAUUGUAAACUUGUACUUCAUUCUUCAUAUUUCAAAGUUGUAAAUUUGUACUUGUACUUUAAAU